UUGGUCAUACUCGUUGUAACAGCUGACUGUAUCAGAAAAGAGCCAUUUUUUAAUUUUUGAUUUGUUUUUCCAUCGAUAUCUGAAAUGAGCAAGCGACGCAACAAGGAGCGCGAACGCCUCUGUGACGAGGCGGACAGUAAAAUGGGCGAACGCAACUUACUCAAAGUGAAGAAAACCAAGCAAAGGGCGGCCCGCGACUCCUCCAGUUCAUCAGAUUCCUCCAAAGAAAGCAAAAAAUUGAGUCACAGCAUCCUGUCGCCUAAUAAGAAGCAGCUGCGGUCCGGUAGGCGGCCGAGGGACUCCCCUGAUCCGCAGGAGAAACGUCCCAAACAGUUAGCAAAGCCGACGGAGGACGUACAUGAACAGCGCUCUAAGUGGGACAGUCCGGAACGCAGCAGCUCCCAUCGCAACAGUAUCAGGCAGCGCCGGAAAAGCUGGAGUCGCUCAAGGGACCGAAGCGAGCGGGAGCGGGAUAGGGAGGUUGAGCGAAACCGUGAGCGGGAAUAUAACAUGCAGUCCAGCAAGGAGCGCUGGCAGCGAUCGCCUGCUCAGCGGCAUCGUUCAAAAAGCAGCGAGCGCAAAAAUCGGGAGCGUGAUCGCCAGCGGAGGUCUCCAGAAAGGCGGCCAGUUCGCCAUAGUCAAAGUCCACGAGUUCGGGGCCACCACGGCGGGCGAGAUAUUGGCCAGAGACGCCAGCGAAAUCAGCGUCACGACAAUCGCAACAAGAAUGAGGAUGAUCACUAUGAUUGGGGAAAGGAAGUCGAUGAAAAAGUGCCGGCCGAAAAUGACGUGCCGGUGGACAAGGAAAAGCCCAACUUCGGAUUAAGUGGUGCGCUAACAGAGGACACCAAUAAGUUAAACGGUGUGGUUGUUAAAUACUCGGAGCCUCCGGAGGCGCGCAAGCCUAAACGUCGUUGGAGAUUGUAUCCGUUCAAGGGCGAAACAGCAUUGCCCACGCUGCACAUUCAUCGGCAGAGUUGCUUUCUGGUUGGACGCGAUCGAAAAGUGGUCGAUCUAGCAGUGGAUCAUCCUAGUUGCUCUAAACAACACGCCGCCCUUCAAUAUCGUCUGGUGCCCUUCGAACGGGAAGAUGGUAGUCACGGGAAACGCGUGCGAUUGUACCUUAUCGAUCUGGAUUCAGCCAACGGAACGUUUCUUAACAACAAGAAGAUUGAUGCCCGGAAGUACUACGAGCUAAUGGAGAAGGACGUCAUUAAAUUCGGAUUCAGUUCCCGCGAAUAUGUUUUGCUCCACGAAAACAGUAAAGAGGACCAGGAGGACGAUGAUGUGCAUAUCAAGGAUGAGCCGCAGGAUGCGCCUGGGGGAGUGGCGAAUCCCUAGAAGACAUAUGUCAUUAUGGCUUAACAUGUUCAUUUAUUAAGUUUACAGCAAACCUAACUUAAUGUAUCGCGUUUUUUACCCCAAACCUUCAGCGAAAGUUAUGUAAAAAAUCUUCUACAGAACACGGCUGAGUGUUCACUGCCAACACAAUAAUAAAUUCUCACAUAUAA
This is a messenger RNA of Drosophila santomea, 1511 nucleotides long. Its product is annotated as FHA domain-containing protein DDL. Gene Ontology annotation, cellular component: nucleus. Bases 85 to 1341 code for a protein of 418 amino acids. Lineage: Eukaryota; Metazoa; Arthropoda; Insecta; Diptera; Drosophilidae. The transcript has 2 exons. Gene Ontology annotation, molecular function: protein binding; mRNA binding. The record is from RefSeq and is a predicted model, not a curated record. Gene Ontology annotation, biological process: miRNA processing.